GUGACUGAAUUCACGUGAGAGAGAAUUUAUAAACAUGGUGUUUAAUUUAAUGUUUAUUAUUACUGUUAUUAUUACUGAAUAAGCGUGUAGAAAAUGACCGAGCUUGACCCCCUCAUUAAUCGUGGCGCUGCGGAUUCAUUUUACGAUAGGGUGGUUCGUCCAUCGUUGGCCGAAUUUUUCGGAACCACCGUCUUUGUAUUCAUUGGGUGUAUGGCUGUCCAAACUCAGGAUGUAGGACCUAUCGCUAUUGCGCAUGGACUGACCAUAGCUGUCCUUAUUGCAGGACUUGGGAAAAUUAGUGGCGGUCACAUUAACCCUGUUGUAACACUUGGGGUAACGCUGUCGGGGGGAAUGUUUUUUGUUGCCAGCAUCUUUUACUUUUUGGCUCAGCUACUGGGAGGCAUGGUGGGCGCAGCCUUUGUUCUGGCAGUCCUACCUGAAAAUGUGUAUAAAAAUAUAACUGGUGGAGCGCAUACGCUAGGAAGUGACGUAGAACCAGGCUGGGCGAUACUAGCUGAGGGAAUACUAACCUUCCUAUUGGUGUUCACCGUCCUAUUGACUGCUGUAGAUGACAAGAAGAAUAAAUUAGCUCCCUUAGCUAUCGGAUUUUCCGUGGUUGUAGACAUUAUUGCAGGUGCCAAAACAACUGGGGCCUCUAUGAAUCCAGCUAGAAGCUUUGGACCCGCUGUUGCUUACUCUAAAUAUGGGGACGUGAAUGUUUGGGAACAUCAUUAUGUAUACUGGGUGGGUCCUAUAUGUGGAGCAGGUGUGGCAGCUAUUUUAUAUAAGAUGCUUUUUGCUACCGGAAACAGGAGACUCUACAUUGAACGUUUUGACCCAAAGACUGUCACUGUGCACCGAGUCGAACGCUUUCUCAAAAGCCACAAAAUGGAUGUACAAGGUAACAUUCCACUCGUUGACUUGCUCCAGGAUGUUCCUGAGGAUGAAGAUCUGAUUGACAGUCCCUCUCCCUCUCCGAAACCCUGCCUGCUCUUUCCUAAGGAUGUGGUCACUUCUGACCUGUAUUCUGUUGAUGGGGAUUCUGCUGAGUGCUUUGUUGAUGAGUCCCUUGGUCCAUUCUUUGGGCAGCUUCUCCUCCAUCCAUAUCUGGUCAAAGGUGUACUUCAGUUCUUGACUGGUCUGAUCGAGAUGGCUGAGGGGAACACGGCCGUUAACCAGGAACCACCUGUUUCUACUUUUUUUGACAAAGUUGUUCGUCCUGUCCUAGCCGAGUUCAUCGGAACUACACUUUAUGUAUUUAUUGUAUGUUUAUAUCCUGCAGCAUAUGGAAUCAUGUCAGGUAUCUUACAGGGGUUUGCAUAUGUUUUCCUCAUUGCAGGACUAGGAAAGAUCAGUGGUGGACAUUUCAACCCAGCCAUUACGGCUGCCGUGACUUUGUGUGGAGGUGUGCCCUUCCUUGUUGCACUAUGCUAUUUCUUAGCUCAGAUGAUCGGAGGCCUGAUUGGAGCAGCCCUAGUUCUUGGUAUUUUAUCAAGAAGUAACUACGAAUUACGCCUUGGUGGAGCCACAGUACUGAGAAGUGGGACGGAGCCCGGCUGGGGAGUUUUGACGGAGGCCAUUCUGACGUUUAUGCUAAUUUUGACCGUAUUAAUGACAACAAUGGACGAAAAGAAACACAAACUGGCACCUUUAGCGAUUGGUUUCGCCAUCACAGUGGGAGCAAUGGCAGGAUUAACUGUGACCGGUGGAUCGAUGAAUCCAGCAAGAAGUUUGGGUCCGGCUGUUUCCACUUUGAAAUAUGAUAUUGAUGGGGUUUGGGAAUAUCACUACAUCUACUGGGUUGGACCUUUUGUUGGUCUACUGGUAGCAACUCUCAUUUAUAGGUAA
Molecule: messenger RNA, 1848 nt
Organism: Saccostrea echinata
Lineage: Eukaryota; Metazoa; Mollusca; Bivalvia; Ostreida; Ostreidae
Exons: 11
Coding region: 94-1848 (584 amino acids)
Biological process (GO): transmembrane transport
Cellular component (GO): plasma membrane
Molecular function (GO): water channel activity
Source: RefSeq, a predicted model, not a curated record